AUGCCACGUCCUAGACGCCUCGGUGUCGCAAAAAUCCGGCAAGCCAGCACUGCCGAGGCCCUAAGCAGAGAAAUCCGGACCUGUUUUACGACCCGAGCCGACGGAGAAGUCAGUAACCAGUGGUCGUCACUGAAGACAUCAGUCUAUGAGACAGCUGAGAAAAUCCUUGGAUACACCCAGCGAUGCCGCAGUGACUGGAUCAACGGAAGAACCCUGCAGUUUUCUGCUCAGACGGCUAGAGCCAGGUCCCGCAACGAUGACUACUUCCGCCAACUUCGGAAGAUGACGACAAAAUCGGCCAGGGAUGACCGGAAACAAUAUUGGGCUGGAAUAGCGACAUCCAUGAAACAGGCCUCGAACGUUGGUGACACUCGAAAGCUUUACCGUCUGAUCCGCCAAGUUAGCGGUAAGCCCUCCACACUGAGUGACUGUUCGCGAUGUGAACAGCGGCUUUAUUGCUGACAACUCGGCCAAAGUCGAGCGCUGGCGUGAGCACUUUGAGUACCAUUUCAACUUCGCUACCCAACUUACUUCGCCCUUGCUCUCCUCCUCAGCGGAGUUUCUUCCCUCUCCUACCUAUGCAGUGCCAUGCGAUCCCCCCUCCGAUGAAGAAGUCGCCGAUGCCAUACGAAAGUUGCGCAACAAUAAGGCACCCGGAGAGGGCGGUAUACUCGCUGAAAUCUUCAAGUCUUGUGUCGACACUCUGGCGCCCUGA
Spirometra erinaceieuropaei is the source of this 715-nucleotide messenger RNA. The record is from the annotation of a GenBank genome assembly. NCBI's taxonomy places the organism in Eukaryota, Metazoa, Platyhelminthes, Cestoda, Diphyllobothriidea, Diphyllobothriidae.